Molecule: messenger RNA, 705 nt
Organism: Zasmidium cellare ATCC 36951
Lineage: Eukaryota; Fungi; Ascomycota; Dothideomycetes; Mycosphaerellales; Mycosphaerellaceae
Exons: 3
Coding region: 1-705 (234 amino acids)
Source: RefSeq, a predicted model, not a curated record
AUGCGUAUCGAGGCCAUUCUCCUCGGCGCUCUCGCGGGUCUCGCCAUGGCUGCUCCUCAGCAUGGCAUCUCCGACGCCCUCUCCAGUGUCACCGUCACUGCAGUCGCCUCGAGUCCUUCCGAGGCCCCUGAGACCUCAUCCUCCUCUCCACCCACGGACGACCACGUCCACACCCUCCCAACCUCCUACAAGCUCGACCCCCAGGGCUUCGUGCACAUGGCCGACGACGGCGUCCUCCGCUCCUACGCCGCCAACGGCAGCAUCCUCGACGCCCUCCCCUUCUCCAACACCCAAAUCAAGCGCAUGAUCGACGACUCUCCCGCCCACACGGCCCCCAUGCGCGAGCACCUCCUCUCCACCUUCGACAGCAUCUCCGGCCACGUUGUCCAUCCCGACCAUCACCUCAACCCGCCCCGCGAAGUCCUGCACUCCGAAUUUGGCGGUCCCAGCCCGUACGAGGACGACGAGAUGUACGCGGAGAUGGACCGGCUGUACAAGAAGAGCGUCAAUGAGCUCGAGAAGGUCAAGCGCACGCUCGAGGCUCGGACGCUGUACUGCAUUGGCAAGGAGUGUAACAGCACUGAGUCCUGCGGCAUCUUGGGCUGUGUUGUGUGCAUGCACUGGGAUCGGGCCUCGUCGAGGAAGCGGUACUGCUUCUAUGAGGCGGUCAACGGCCUGUAUUGGAAUCAUGGCAGUGGCUUGUGA